GAGUCAUGCAUGCAUCUAGCUCGCAUUGAUCGUGCAAGUGCAUACAUUACUUUUGGGUGAAUCGAGUGCAUACAUUAUUAUUUGCUUCAAAUAAUAACAAAAAUUAACCAAAAAAUCUCUCAUCUUAAAUCAAGACCACGUCGUUGCACGCUUUCGCUUGAUAAUCAAGAGGCAUUCCAGGUUUAAUACUCAGUGGAAUUACCCAUGCUCAUUUAUCAGAUAUUAAGAUUUAUAUUUCAUUUUAUUAGGUCAGGGGUCUCCUUUGUAACAGGGAAAAAAAAAAAAAAAGGCCAGCUACCACUUCCUUCUCCAUUCCGCCAGUUAUAUAUAUCCAAUUACUAUCCACUGAACAUUAGUAUAGAAAUCCUCCUGCAGCUCCUUAUCACUUUCUCAAUUACCAAGUUGCUUACGCAGAACUAUUAUUCAUUCCCAAAACCAGAACGUGAAAAUUCGCCAACAUGGGUAGCUUGAAAUCUGAGGAGGCACUUGAGAGCAACUGCACGAACCCACUCAACCCAGACGAGCUUAGGCGCCAAGGCCACAUGAUCAUCGACUUCCUUGCUGAUUACGACAAGACCAUCGAGGACCAUCCGGUAUGUAGUCAGGUCGAACCAGGCUACCUCUCGGACGCCCUACCUAGGUCCCCCCCAUACAUGCCCGAGCCACUUGAGAGAAUUGUCGAUGAUAUUCGCAAGCACAUUGUUCCUGGAUUGACUCACUGGCAGAGCCCGAACUUCUUCGGCUACUACCAGAGUAAUGCCAGCACCGCGGGCAUUUUGGGGGAGAUACUGUGCAGCGGUUUCGGUGUGGUUGGCUUCAGCUGGGUCUCGUCCCCAGCAGCCACCGAGCUCGAGAGCCUCGUGAUGGAGUGGCUAGGGGAAAUGCUGAAACUCCCGAGGCCGUUCUUGUUCUCCGGAGGUGGUGGAGGUGUCAUUCAUGGAAACACCUGCGAGGCCAUCAUUUGCACCCUAGCCGCGGCUCGAGACAAAAUGCUGCGAGAGAGUGGGGAGAAAAACAUCACCAAGUUGGUUGUUUAUUGUUCGGACCAAACGCAUUGCGCCUUCAAAAAGGCUGCGCAAGUUGUGGGCAUAAACGCACGAAAUAUUAGAGCGAUCAACACAACCAAGGUGACGGAAUUCGGAAUGUGCCCGAGCUCUUUGAAGCAGGCUAUUGCGACGGAUAUUAAAGAGGGGCUUGUGCCGCUGUACCUUUGUGCAACCGUCGGGACAACCUCGACCUCUGCCGUCGACCCGGUCAAGGAGCUGUGCAGGGUUGCAGAGGAGCACAAUGUGUGGGUCCACGUUGAUGCUGCAUACGCCGGUGCAGCGUGCAUAUGCCCAGAGUACAGGGGUCUAAUCGAUGGGGUUGAGUUGGCGAACUCGUUUAGCUUCAAUGCCCACAAGUGGUUCCUCACUGGGCUAGACUGCUGCUGCCUUUGGGUCAAAGACUCAGCUGCCCUCAGGCAGGCCCUAUCAUCUCAGGCUGAGUACCUCAGAAACAAGCCCUCCGAGUCGAAGAAGGUCAUCAACUACAAAGACUGGCAGAUUUCCCUUAGCAGGAGGUUCAGGGCUCUCAAGCUGUGGCUCGUCCUGCGGAGCCACGGCGUGGCCAACCUCAGGAAAUACAUCCUCAGCCAUGUGAGGCUCGCAAAGCUCUUCGAGGAGCUAGUGGGGGAGGAUGACCGCUUUGAGGUCGUGUGCAAGAGGAACUUCGCUCUAGUCUGCUUCCGAAUCUCACCAUCUGUGCUCAGCAAGCAAGGACUGUCGACCGGGUACUUAUCUGGUGAUGCCUCCAUUGAUAACGAUAAUAUUAAAGAUGAGCACACUGUCAAAGAACCGGUAACUACUACUUCUAAUAUAAACGAUGUGAAUAAGAGGUUGCUGGAAGAGAUCAAUGGGACGGGUCAGGUUUUCAUGACGCAUGCAGUGGUAGGUGGGGUGUACGCGAUAAGGUUCGCGGUAGGUGCGACCCUCGUCCAGGAGAGGCACGUGCGCUUGGCUUGGAAGCUCGUACAAGGCCAUGCAGAUGCUAUAUUAAGGGAUCGUCCUUGAUUUUGAAUUCUAAUAAAAAUUGCAAUUUUUCCAUUCUUGAAAAACUUGCAGUUGCAUGCAUGCAUUAAUAUUUGACGGUACGUGAGGAAGGGGGUGUAGUGCAGUGACUAACACCCUCACUUGUUAACCUAGAGAUUCCAGGUUCGAUUCUCAUCAGUAAGACUACCCGUGCUUCUUUAUUUAAAUUUUCUUUUCAUUUCCUUGUACUAAGCCAUGAGCUUCCUAUUGUAACAAAAAAAAUAUUUGACAGUACGUAUAAAUAAGGCUGUCUCGCUUAUUAAUAAAUUAUUAUUAUGAUA
Molecule: messenger RNA, 2350 nt
Organism: Punica granatum (pomegranate)
Lineage: Eukaryota; Viridiplantae; Streptophyta; Magnoliopsida; Myrtales; Lythraceae
Source: RefSeq, a predicted model, not a curated record